This is a messenger RNA of Talaromyces marneffei, 1299 nucleotides long. RefSeq lists its product as uncharacterized. The record is from RefSeq and is a predicted model, not a curated record. Gene Ontology annotation, biological process: phospholipid catabolic process. The transcript has a single exon. Lineage: Eukaryota; Fungi; Ascomycota; Eurotiomycetes; Eurotiales; Trichocomaceae. Gene Ontology annotation, molecular function: hydrolase activity, acting on ester bonds. Bases 1 to 1299 code for a protein of 432 amino acids.
AUGCGCAUUUUUGCCACAGCCACCGCCGCUGCCGUGGUCAUGGGCCGUAUGGCCUCCGCCCAACACAUCUUGCCUGAUGUCCAGGUCCCUUUCCAGGGUGGUAACAUCUUCAAGCGCAACGACAUCGCCAUUGGCAAUUACACCUUCGCUUACAAAGAGCCAUUCGAGCCUACGCAGUAUGGUGGGUUCUACUCCUGGGCCGUCAACAACAAUACAGUCGCGGGUGCUAACUUCACUGGGCCCCAUAUGCCGAACGGUUAUGACUACAUCCCCGAUGGCUCAUUGAAUGUUAAUCCGUACUUCCUGAUUAAUGAGGGUAGCCAUAAGCCUCUUAAUACGACCAAACUCUUCGGCAACUGCAAGGAUUCAAGGGAUCACGCUCGGGAUAUCUCUCCAGGUGACCUGGACACCCAGUGCGAGGGCAAGGUCCACAAGAUUGUGCAUGUCGUCUUCGAGAACGAGGUGUACGACUGGACCAUUGCUGACCCCUUUUGGAAAUUGCUGGCCACCAAAGGCAAGUCCUUGACAAACUUUCACGCCAUAACUCACCCCUCCCUCCCCAACUACGCUGCCAUCAUCGCUGGUGACUUCUUCGGUCUGGCCCACGAAGACUUUUACAACAUCAAUGCAACCACAAUCUAUGAUCUCCUCGACCUCAAGAAGGUUUCAUAUGCCACCUACAGCGAGUGGUACAACCCGAUUGCGACUUUCCGUGGGCCCAAGGAUUGCAACAACUACAUCACCAACGGUCCCGUCGACAACACUAACCCUGACUGGGGUAGCCAGAUCUAUCGCCGUCUGGAUGUCCCUGCUCUGCUCUUCAGCACCUAUACCACCGACUACGAGCGUUGUGCCAAGUUAUAUGACGCCAACAACACUUUCUACGACCACGUUAUGAACCACAGUCUCCCGAAGUACACCUACUUCAUCCCAGACAUGCUCCACAACGGUCACGACCCUGAGUCCAACAGCGACUAUGUCCACCAGCCCCAAACGGCGGCAAUCUGGUUCAACUCCUGGCUCGAUCUGUACCUGCCCGAACUCGAGGCUCAGGGUGCCCUCGUAGUUGCCACUUUUGACGAAGCUACCUGGACAAACGAUAAUGACUACACCCCCAACAACGACAACCACAUUGUGACCAUGCUAUUCGGUGCCGGUAUUACUCCAGACACUAAUGAUAACACUUAUAUAACCACCUACGGUCUCUUGCGUGGCGCUAUCCAAAACUUCGGUCUUGGCUCUUUGGGGCGUAACGACACCAACGCGACGAACGGUAACCUUUACGAUCUGGUCUAUUGA